UUCUCCUCUUUUCCAAAACCCUAACCCUAACCCUAAUUGUUGGAUUGAUACAGGAAUGGCUGCCUCAUCGUCUUCAAUGUCCUCGUCGUUUUCGUCUCUCUUCUCUCGCUGCUCCGUCAGCCAUAGAACUCUGCUGCCCAAUGACUCUGCCUCUCGAAUCUACGCUCCUAAUAGCGUCAAAUGUGGUAUGCCGGAACCAAUUAAAUACGGAAAUGGGAAGGCAAUCAUUCCGAUUGUUAACGAACCAACACUGCCUAAGUUCUUGGAAUCGGCACGCUUGGAGAAAUCGGUGAACAGAGAUAGUUCCCGGCUCAAACUGUUUUCUGGAACAGCAAAUCCUGCUCUCUCUCAGGAAAUUGCUUGGUACAUGGGAUUGGAGCUUGGUAAGAUCAACAUAAAGCGAUUUGCUGAUGGUGAAGUUUAUGUUCAAUUGGGAGAGAGUGUUAGAGGAUGUGAUGUAUUCUUACUGCAGCCAACCUGCCCUCCUGUAAAUGAGAACUUCAUGGAGCUACAGAUAGUAAUUGAUGCUUGCCGGAGGGCAUCGGCCAAAAACAUUACUGCAGUAAUUCCAUAUUUUGGAUAUGCCAGAGCUGAUAGAAAGACUCAAGGGCGUGAAUCCAUUGCAGCCAAACUGGUUGCUAACCUCAUAACCAUAGCAGGUGCAGACCGCGUCCUUGCUUGUGACAUUCAUUCUGGGCAGUCAAUAGGUUACUUUGAUAUACCAGUGGAUCAUGUAUAUUGUGAGCCUGUGAUCCUUGAUUAUCUUGCAAGCAAGACAAUUUGUUCAGAUGAUUUGGUAGUGGUGUCCCCUGAUGUUGGGGGAGUUGCAAGAGCACGUGCUUUUGCAAAAAAGUUAUCUGAUGCACCUUUAGCCAUUGUAGACAAAAGGCGUCACGGACAUAAUGUUGCUGAGGUGAUGAACCUGAUUGGCGAUGUAAAAGGAAAAGUUGCGGUUAUGGUGGAUGAUAUGAUUGACACUGCUGGGACAAUUUCAAAAGGUGCAGCUCUAUUACAUCAGGAGGGGGCAAGAGAAGUCUAUGCUUGCAGUACCCAUGCUGUGUUUAGCCCUCCUGCAAUCGAAAGGUUGUCAAAUGGCCUGUUUCAAGAGGUGAUUGUGACAAACACAAUCCCUGUUGCAGAGAAGAAUUACUUUCCCCAGUUGACGGUCCUUUCAGUAGCAAACCUUUUGGGCGAAACUAUAUGGCGCGUGCAUGAUGAUUGUUCUGUGAGUAGCAUAUUUCAGUGACCGACACCCUUUUGGGCAGAACCAUAUGGCGCAUGGACGAUGAUAGGCAUUGCCAGUGACUGACUCCUUUUAAAAUCUAUAUUAUGCUGUUUUCUAUAUUUCGAUCCACAUUGGUUUACCCAUCCAAGGUUUCUGAUUUAUUAGUUCUCCACAGAUUUUUCGGGUGGGGGUGGGGGGAGGAGCUAAUGUCCCCAAGUAGGUCUCAGAAUAUAGGUUGCGUUAAGAAUUGUAAGAGUUGGAAGAUUUGGAAUGGAGUAAUGUAGAAAGAAAUGUCGAUUCCAGGAGAUGGGCUCCUAAAGGACAUCCUGCUUUCAAACCCAAA
Molecule: messenger RNA, 1568 nt
Organism: Pyrus x bretschneideri (Chinese white pear)
Lineage: Eukaryota; Viridiplantae; Streptophyta; Magnoliopsida; Rosales; Rosaceae
Product: ribose-phosphate pyrophosphokinase 1
Exons: 8
Coding region: 56-1246 (396 amino acids)
Biological process (GO): purine nucleotide biosynthetic process; 5-phosphoribose 1-diphosphate biosynthetic process
Cellular component (GO): cytoplasm; ribose phosphate diphosphokinase complex
Molecular function (GO): ribose phosphate diphosphokinase activity; magnesium ion binding
Source: RefSeq, a predicted model, not a curated record